AUGCCUCGUCCUUUUGCAAAUACUCACCGCGACUCCUCUGGAUCCUCCAUCUACUCACUCCCUGAUUUUCCGGUUCCUCAAGCUCCACAAGUUCCUCAACAAGUCGCCCGACCAUCUUAUCAGCCCAAUCGCCGCCCUCCACUAGGUCCUCCUCCUUCGGCGCGCAAAGGUCCUGCAUCGUACUACCCACAGAUAAAUCACGUUGCGCCUAUCUUGGAAGAGACAGACAGUCAACGAGGAUUACACGACUCAAAGAGUUCUUUCGCGUCCAGCAAUGCAAUUCCUAUUGGCAUCUCAAAGCAUCUUGCUGACCAGCACGACAUGCGUCAAGAUAAUGAGUCUCCAUUUCGAGACCAGUUUGAGGAGGACUCUGACAGCAGUGAGCCUGAGCAGAUGAUGCGCCCCAUACCUGUCCGCCAGGCUAGCAUUGGUCGUAAGUCGACACCAGUCUUGACCACGAUCAAGAAUGGCGAACUACGGCCAGAUAGUCAGACUCGGCCCCUGGAUCAAUCUCGCCGUGGUGGCAAUUUGGAGGAUGUUGAGCGCAUGGCACAGGAUAUGAGCUAUCCUAUGGUCGACAUGUCACCUGAGGAGCGCUCCGACAAGUCCUUCCCACAAUUGUCCACACGGACGAGCAGUUCCGAUAUUCUCGGCAAAGACACAAUGAUACCUGGAUCUGAGAAAUCUAUCAAGGGUAGUUCUUCUGUCUCCACGUUCGAGUUGUCUGAGAAGGGUACUACUCAAGACUUGGGAAGACAGACACUUGCCGAGAGAGUUGGCUCCAAGCGACCACCAAGGCUUAACGUGGAUGCUGUCCGCGAGGCAGAAGCUCGCGGCAGUCUUACCAGUCUUCCAGACCUCAUUCGCAGAGCGACCAAAGUUGCGUCAAACCUUGAUCGUGGUCGAACUGCCAGCAGACUGGGUCUUAAUUUCUUUGAUGACGAUGCACCACAAGCACAUGCCUCGGACAACAGAAGAUCUGGUUCUCUUUCAGACAUCCUUGCUUCGUUUCCCCCACCAGGACUCGCUACUCCCACAGGAUCCAGAGGUUCCAAAGGCGGGUCGAGGAGCUCUAGGGCAAUGCCAUGGUCUUCGAAUUUGCAGCACAGCGCUCUUCCUUCGGCGAGCGAUCUUGGUGAGGACCCUGAGCCGCGCAGGAGAUGCUGUGGUAUGCCUUUAUGGCUCUUCUUUACGCUACUUCUGCUCAUAGUCGUUCUCAUUGCUGCUGCUGUCAUUAUCCCCAUAGUUCUCGUCGUCAUUCCUCAACAAAAGAGUGCUUCGGGCAGUGCCUCGGCCUCCGCGCUUGCCACAUGCCAAAGAUCACUAGACUGCAAGAACGGUGGCAUCAACAUCCUAGGUAGUGACGGCAGCUGCAGCUGUCUGUGCGUCAAUGGAUUCGCUGGUUCUGAAUGUACUCAAGCAUCAAGUGCAUCUUGCACUACCACGACUAUUGAAAAGAUGAACAAUGUCACACUUGGAGAUUCUAUUCCACGCCUCCUCACUGGCUCGGCAACCAAUUUCAGCAUGCCACUCAACGCUACCAACAUUCUAGGGUUGUUCGCUUCGUCCAAGCUCACAUGUACUUCGGAGAAUGCAUUGGUUACGUUCAACGGUCUUUCUGCUCGCUCUCUCGCUGAGGUUGUCUCUGAUAUCAAGCCUUCUCCAACUAAAGUGUUAGUGGGGCGCGCAGAUUCUACAUCUGUUGCUGGAGCUGCAGUCACUAGUAACGGUAUCGUCUUUGCAAGCGGAUCACCAAGCGAUUCACCAUCCUCUUCGGCUUCGGUGAGCUUUGACACUACCACAUCAUCCUCGAUGCCCUCUUCGUCUGCAUCGGCUGACUCGACAACACUUGACUUUGCUCGAAUUGCUGUACUCUUCGUCUUCCAGCAGUCUGGUCAACUGAACAACGCGAUCGCUGCUCAGGAAAAUCUCCAAAAUUACUUUACCUCCGGGACCACAAGCACCGGACAACAGAUCAAUGCUUCGAGUAUUGAUCUUGGUGCUGAUAUCAGUGCGAAUCUCCACAACCACUCUGUCACCUUGGCUAAUGGCACGGUGAUUGGUGGCUAG
Aureobasidium melanogenum CBS 110374 is the source of this 2070-nucleotide messenger RNA. RefSeq lists its product as uncharacterized. The transcript has a single exon. The record is from RefSeq and is a predicted model, not a curated record. NCBI's taxonomy places the organism in Eukaryota, Fungi, Ascomycota, Dothideomycetes, Dothideales, Saccotheciaceae. The coding region runs from base 1 to 2070 and encodes 689 amino acids.